This is a messenger RNA of Aspergillus homomorphus CBS 101889, 1850 nucleotides long. Its product is annotated as glycoside hydrolase family 125 protein. The transcript is spliced from 3 exons. Gene Ontology annotation, biological process: carbohydrate metabolic process. The record is from RefSeq and is a predicted model, not a curated record. NCBI's taxonomy places the organism in Eukaryota, Fungi, Ascomycota, Eurotiomycetes, Eurotiales, Aspergillaceae. Bases 133 to 1752 code for a protein of 539 amino acids.
CUCAAAACCAGUCCACUUUCCCACCAUGUCUUCUUCCUGUCUUUCCUUCCUCCGGUUCGCUUCUUUGUGAGCUUUACCAUUGUCUUAACCACAAUCAUUCUCUAUUGGCUUCCUUUUAUACCUAGACUCACCAUGACACGCUCUACGACAUUGGCCGUUGUGUUAGCGGCCAGUCUGGGCGCUGCGGGUGUCACAGCUCGCGAUGAACAGUCUAUCCUACGCCGAUCUUGUCCUGAUUACCUUUCUUACUCCUCAGUCGGACAUCCCCCAUACAGCGGCGGUGCCUUGAACCUGCCGUACCAGCGGCCUUCAGUGGAAUGUCGGACUUUUAAAUCGCCUGCAGUCGAAAAUGUCAUUGAAGAUGUGACUUCGCGGAUGGUGGAUAAAGACCUCGCGCAGCUGUUCCGCAACGCCUUCCCCAACACGCUCGACACGACUGUUCGCUGGCACGUCAACGGCACCCAGUCAACAUCAACAAGCUCCCAGAAGCGAAAACGGGACAACGCUCCUCAAUGGCAAGGCCCGCAGUCCUUCAUCGUCACCGGCGACAUCAAUGCCGAAUGGCUACGGGACUCGACGAACCAGCUCUCCGGCUACCAAGCCCUGGCAAAGGACGACAAAGCCCUGCACAACCUCAUCCUCGGUGCUAUCAACACCCAAAUUGAAUACGUUAUUCAAUCACCCUACUGCAAUGCCUUUCAGCCCCCAUCUCCCAGUGGCAUUCAACCGGCGAGCAGCAGCCAAAGGGACACCGUUACGCCACCAUACAACUCAUCCAUAGUCUUCGAAUGCAAGUACGAGCUCGACUCCCUAGCCAAUUUCCUAGCUCUCGGCACCCAAUUCCACGAAAACACGGGCUCAACCGAGUUCCUGACCAAGCGAUGGUACCUUGCGCUCAACACGGUUCUGAGAGUGCUCGACGCCCAGUCAAAACCCACCUUCAACGACGCCCUACAGUACGUGACGAAUGAGUACACCUUCCAAAGGCAGACCACUCUGGGGACCGAGACCCUCAACCUCGCAGGCAUCGGCAACCCCCUCAACCACGGCACAGGCCUCAUCCGCAGCGCCUUCCGUCCCAGCGACGACGCCACCAUCCUAGGCUUCUUCAUCCCGCCCAACGCCAUGAUGUCCGUGCAGCUGCAGAAGACAGCCGCGGUGUUGCGCGCUGCAGGCGGCAACGCAACUCUCAUCGCCGACCUACAGUCGCGCGGUAAGAAUCUCGCGCAGGCCGUCAAGGAUCACGGUAUCGUGCACCAUCCCACCUACGGUGAUGUCUACGCCUUCGAGGUGGACGGGUACGGCUCGCGCAUUCUCAUGGAUGAUGCGAACGUCCCGUCGCUCCUCUCGCUGCCGCUACUGGGCUUCGUGGAUCAGAAAGACCAGGUCUACCAGAAUACCCGCAAGAUGAUCCUCAGCUCCGAGGGGAACCCGUACUAUCUGACUGGCUCGGAUUUCCAUGGUAUCGGCGGUCCGCAUAUUGGUCUACGCAAUGCCUGGCCCAUGUCCCUGCUCGUGCAGGCUAUGACAACAGACGAAGAGACGGAGAUAACCGAGUGCGUGAACCUGGUCCGUAAUUCGAGUUUGCUGGGCUUGGUGCACGAGUCGAUCAACGUGAACAACAUCUCGACGUACACGAGGCCGUGGUUCGCGUGGGCGAAUUCGGUUUUCGCGCAGACGAUCUUGAAGCUCGCGGCUGAGAAACCGGCUUUGAUCUUUGGGGAGGGUGCGGAGCCGUAUAUCAUCCAGUAGGGGGUUAGGGCUAUAUACACGGUAGCUUGUUCUAGGAAGGCAAGAGCCAUGAUCCUUUUAGCCGAGGUCUUCAUAACUGUAUAGGACGUCUAGAGCUC